Molecule: messenger RNA, 466 nt
Organism: Symbiodinium sp. CCMP2456
Lineage: Eukaryota; Dinophyceae; Suessiales; Symbiodiniaceae
Source: the annotation of a GenBank genome assembly
AUGCCCUCCCCCGGCCACAUCUCAGGCAUCGCCUUCUUCGAGGAAAAAGCCUACAUCGUUGACAGGAACAACCACAGAAUCCUGAAGUUCAGUCCGGCCAACUCCGAGGCCGAGAUCUUCUUCGGCGGCAAAGGCCCCGGCUCCGACCUGGACCAGCUGAGCCUACCGAGUGGCAUCGCUUUCUUCGAGGAAAAAGCCUACAUCGUUGACGAGGACAACGACCGGAUCCUGAAGGUGAGUCCCGGCAACUCCGAGGCCGAGGUCUUCUUCGGCGGCAAAGGCAAGGGCAACGACCUGAACCAGCUGAACAGUCCGAGUGGCAUCGCCUUCUUCGAGGAAACUCCCUACAUCGUGGACUCGGGCAACGACCGGAUCCUGAAGGUGAGUCCCGGCAACUCCGAGGGCGAGAUCUUCUUCGGCGGCCAAGGCUGGUGGGGCUUCGACCUGGACCAGCUGCACGGGCCGA